AAAAUGCCUCCUCUCAUUGCCAGUCUAAAUCCCUAAAACCCUACCCUCCCGCUGCUCUCCCCGAAACUCUUCUCCCUUCUCUGUAAAAGGUGAGGAAACCGAGUGGGAAGACGAAGAUGCCGCUAGGAGAGAGGGGAGACAAAAGCGAUUCGCGGUACAGCGGAGUGGAGACGGAGUUCAACGAUGAUAUGCCCCAGAUUCUCUCUUUUAACAUCGAUGGUGGCUUCGAUUUCGUCGUCUCUCCCUUGAUAGAUCCUUCUUAUCGGCCUAGCUUAUCGGACAGUUACAACAAUGGUCAUGUGAUACCACCAUUUGCUGGGUCAGACUUAGUUGUAAGCCCUUCACAGUGGAGUAGUCGUGUAGUUGGAAAAAUUAGCUCAUGGAUUGACCUGGAUUCAGAAGAUCAGAUACUUCAGAAAGAUUCUGAAAUUGCACUAAAGCAAGAAAUUGCUUGGGCAUCUCAUCUCUCUCUGCAGGCGUGUCUUCUUCCUACUCCUAAAGGUUCAUCCUGUGCUAAUUAUGCUAGAUGUGUGAAUCAGAUUCUACAGAAUCUUAACAAUAUGCAGCUGUGGCUUAGAAUUCCACUGGAGAAGUGUGAUGAUGAUGCUACAAAUGGGGUCUCCGAUCAUUCUAAUAGAGGACAGAUUGAUUCAUGGGAAACAUGGAAUCACUUCCGCCUUCUAUGUGAACAUCACAAUCAGCUGUCAAUUGGGCUUGAUGUUUUGUGCUCACUGCCUUCAGCAAAUUCACUUGGACGUUGGUUUGGAGAGCCUGUUAGAGCAGCGAUAAUUCAUACAAAUUCUUUCCUAACAAAUACUCGUGGAUAUCCAUGUUUGUCAAAGCGCCACCAAAAACUCAUGACUAGGUUUUUCAAUCACUCAAUACAGAUUGUAGUUUCAGGGGCACCAGUGCAUAACCUUCCCACUGGAGUUUUGGAGUUGGAUGCUAAUCAUACUGAUAAUCAUAUUGACAGUAUUCAGAGACAUCCCCUAAGAGCAUAUUUGGACUAUGUUGCUUAUCUAUAUUAUAAAAUGGAGCCCCUUCCUGACCAAGAACGUUUUGAGCUUGGUUACAGGGAUUUCUUGCAGUCUCCUUUGCAACCCCUCAUGGAUAACCUAGAAGCCCAAACAUAUGAAACAUUUGAGAAGGAUACAGUCAAAUAUCUCCAGUACCAAAGAGCAAUCUCUAAAGCUUUGUUGGAUAGAAUUUCGGAUGAGGAUGCAUCGAAAAUAACCACUGUAUUGAUGGUUGUGGGCGCUGGACGGGGACCUCUUGUUAGAGCAUCAUUACAGGCGGCUGAAGAGACUGGACGGAAGUUGAGAGUUUAUGCUGUAGAAAAGAAUCCUAAUGCAAUCGUUACACUUCAUAGCUUGGUAAAAAUGGAGGGCUGGGAAAACAUUGUUACCAUAGUCUCUAGUGACAUGCGUUGUUGGGAUGCUCCUGAGAAAGCCGACAUUUUGGUUAGUGAGUUGUUGGGAUCUUUUGGUGACAAUGAGCUGUCACCUGAGUGUCUUGAUGGAGCUCAGAGAUUUCUGAAGCAGGACGGAAUAUCAGUGCCAUCAUCGUACACAAGUUUUAUCCAACCAGUGACAACAUCAAAAUUGUACAAUGAUGUUAAGUCAUAUAAAGAUCUUGUGCAUUUUGAAACUGCUUAUGUUGUCAAACUACACCAUGUUGCAAGGCUCGCUCCCACCCAACCAGUUUUCACAUUUACACAUCCAGAUAAUUCAACCACAAAGUGCAAUCAGCGGUAUAAAAAGAUUCAGUUUGAGAUACCCCAUGACACUGGAGCGGUCAUGGUUCAUGGUUUUGCUGGUUAUUUUGAUUCAAUGCUUUAUAAAGAUGUCCAUCUUGGUAUCGAGCCAUCAACAGCAACGCCAAACAUGUUCAGCUGGUUUCCAAUCUUUUUUCCAUUAAGGACUCCAGUGUGCGUACAACCAGGUGCUCCUUUAGAAGUUCACUUCUGGCGUCGUUGUGGUUCCUCUAAGUUGUCGUCUGACAACAGUUGUGUUGAUGCCUAAUGCAACACACAGGUUUGGUAUGAAUGGUGCGUGACUAAGCCCACUGCAUCGCCAGUGCACAACAGCAAUGGCCGUUCGUAUUGGGUUGGUCUCUAGUACCAUCGGUUAAAGGCAGAAGCGCAGGUGAAGAGUCUAGCUUCGAUGCACAAGAAGAAAGCUGUAAGGUUACAAUCUUCCAUUUUUGUAUCAUAACAACAUAGUCGUCGGGAAAUCCGACAUAAAGAUUUUCUGCUAAUAUUUGAGCAGUUUAAUUCCCUUGCGUUGUAAAAUGAACUUUUGAACUUCACCCUGGCAAGUCCAAGAUUGUCAUUUAGAUGAUUUCUUUAGGAAAAUAGAAAAUAUGGUGUACCGUGCCGCUAGAUCUCAUACACCGAAUUUGAAGCAGGUUUCGUUAGUUUUGUUAUAUGCUUAUGCAUGUUGUUUUGUAAAA
This is a messenger RNA of Diospyros lotus (date-plum), 2451 nucleotides long. RefSeq names its product protein arginine N-methyltransferase 1.5. Gene Ontology annotation, biological process: peptidyl-arginine N-methylation; regulation of DNA-templated transcription. NCBI's taxonomy places the organism in Eukaryota, Viridiplantae, Streptophyta, Magnoliopsida, Ericales, Ebenaceae. The transcript is spliced from 23 exons. Gene Ontology annotation, cellular component: nucleus; cytosol. Bases 117 to 2021 code for a protein of 634 amino acids. The record is from RefSeq and is a predicted model, not a curated record.